Messenger RNA from Cotesia glomerata, 1869 nucleotides. RefSeq names its product isocitrate dehydrogenase [NADP] cytoplasmic (gene Idh). The record is from RefSeq and is a predicted model, not a curated record. Gene Ontology annotation, biological process: isocitrate metabolic process. Gene Ontology annotation, cellular component: peroxisome; cytosol; mitochondrion. The transcript has 2 exons. The coding region runs from base 247 to 1659 and encodes 470 amino acids. Gene Ontology annotation, molecular function: isocitrate dehydrogenase (NADP+) activity; magnesium ion binding; NAD binding. NCBI's taxonomy places the organism in Eukaryota, Metazoa, Arthropoda, Insecta, Hymenoptera, Braconidae.
AAGUCUCGUAAUUUUAAUAUUCUAAUUAAAUUCCAAUGGACAUAUUUACAAGAAUUUAAAAAGUAUGUGUGUUGUGUUGAUGAUCGUCGGUUUCAGUGAGGAAAGGGACGUAACCAGUUACCAGUGAAACGAAGUGGGGGUUUGACUACGUAACAACGAGAGACAAAACGAGCAAAGGAAUAGUUUGUUGAAGCAAGAGAGCAACAGUCGCACCGGCAAAGUAGGUUGUGGAGGUAGUGAAUUGUCAUGUCUGUCUUUCCCCGUUGCCGCUUGAUCAACACAAAUUUCAUUCGCCCGACAACCUUCUCAUCGCUCUCCAGUAUUACUUUCCUUGACAAGAGGACUUUGAACACAGAGCGAUCCCAACACAGGUCUUUACUUUCCUGCUCAACUAAUCAGUCAAUUAGAACAUUCAGCUGUACUUCAGUAGCCAUGGCUAAAAUCAAGGCGGGGCCAGUAGUGGACAUCUUGGGCGAUGAAAUGACUCGCAUAAUUUGGGAGUCAAUAAAAGAUAAAUUGAUCCUUCCCUACUUGGACAUUGAAUUACACGUCUAUGAUCUUGGUAUCGAGCACCGUGAUGCUACGUCAGACCAAGUGACAAUAGACUGCGCAGAGGCGAUCAAAAAGUACAACGUCGGCAUUAAGUGCGCUACAAUAACUCCAGAUGAGAAGAGAGUGGAAGAAUUCAAGCUCAAGCAGAUGUGGAAGAGUCCCAAUGGAACUAUUAGGAACAUUUUAGGCGGUACUGUAUUCCGGGAAGCAAUUAUCUGCAAGAAUAUACCGCGCCUGGUCACCGGGUGGAACGAGCCGAUAAUUAUUGGCAGACAUGCCUUUGGAGAUCAGUACAGAGCCACUGAUUUCGUGGUACCGGGUGCUGGAAAGUUGGAGAUAUCAUGGACAGGCACUGACGGGAAUAAAAUCCUUCACACUGUCCAUGAAUUUAAAGGAGCUGGAGUUGCUCAAGCUCAAUUCAACACUGAUGAGAGCAUUCGCGAUUUUGCACACAGUUCAUUCGAGUACGCGCUUUCAAGAAAGUACCCUCUGUACUUGUCUACAAAGAACACAAUUCUCAAGAAGUAUGAUGGAAGAUUCAAAGAUAUUUUCCAGGAGAUUUACGAAGCCAAGUACAAGAGCAAGUACGAGGCAGCUAAUAUUUGGUACGAGCAUCGGCUGAUUGAUGACAUGGUUGCUUAUGCCAUGAAAUCUAAUGGUGGAUUUGUUUGGGCUUGCAAAAAUUAUGAUGGAGACGUGCAAUCUGACUCGGUUGCUCAAGGCUUUGGUUCUCUUGGUCUGAUGACCUCGGUUCUGCUGUGUCCCGAUGGCAAGACUGUUGAAGCAGAAGCUGCUCAUGGAACCGUCACCAGACACUACCGUCAGUACCAGCAGGGAAAAGAAACUUCUACUAAUCCUAUUGCUUCUAUUUUUGCUUGGACUCGAGGACUUCUUCAUCGGGCUAAGCUCGAUAAUAAUCAAGCUUUGAAGAACUUUGCGGAGACCCUUGAAAAAGUCUGCAUUGAUACGAUUGAACAGGGCUUUAUGACCAAAGAUUUGGCGAUUUGCAUCAAGGGUAUGGAUAAAGUUAAGCGGUCUGAUUAUCUUGAGACUUUUGAAUUCAUGGACAAGCUUGCGGAUAAUCUUAAAAAAAGUCUUGGGAAAUGAAGCCAAAGUUCGGCUGGGUUUAAAUGUCAUCUAUAGUUCAUGUAUACUUUGUUUUUGUAAGUGUAAUUGUUUUAAAUUUUAUACAAAUUUGGAAGUUUUUUUAUCAUUCCAUUUUUAUGCAUUUUUAUCAUGUGGCAAUAUGGCAAAGAAAAUAUACUAAUUUUUUCAAUUUUAAUAUAUUAAAUAAAUAAAGAUAAUAUAAAUCAAUAA